GUUUGAUUUCACAUCUAUUUCCGCGUUGUUAGCAUAUUAGCAUUAAGCUAACUGCUUUCUGGAAAUUAGUUAACUUGUGUAAUUUAUUCCGACUCUGACCGUCGUUUUCCACGCACGCCGUUGUUCGACAUAAGGAGAUACACAUUCAAGGUCUCUGGGCAGAGAGUGGUGUCAGGUCUGGUUCAGGGUUGUUGAACAGUUAAUGCACAGAGUAAAGAGGCUGAAAAUUGAAGACAAAACAGAAGACCACCAGGAAAGCGUGAGAGAGGCACUGGCAGGAAUGACCGGCGUGGAUGAGCUUUCAGACAGCACAGAAGUGGUCGAGAUGGAGGACGUGAAUCCUACUCAGUUUCAGGUGGAGAAGCACACAUGGGAUGGCCUGCGGAAGAUCAUCCACAACAGCCGCAAAAGCACCGGUGUGGUUAUCAACAAGGCGCCGCACGACUUCCAGUUCGUCCCGAAAGACGAGGCCAGUCCACACUCUCAUCGCAUCUACUACCUUGGAAUGCCUUACGCCAGCAGGGAGAACGCGUUACUCUACUCAGACAUUCCCAGGAAGAUACGCAAAGACGCCCUGCUGGUUUUGUCAUGGAAACCGAUGCUUGAUCACUUUCAGGCCAGCCCUCACCACGGGGGCUUCUCUCGGGAGGAGGAGCUGCUGCGAGAGAGAAAGCGUUUGGGGGUGUCUGGCAUCACCUCAUAUGAUCACCACCGACCCAGCGGCCUCUUCCUGUUCCAGGCCAACAGCAGUCUGUACUACUGCCGUGACGGUGGAAACAACGGCUUCAUUACUUCUCCAGUGAAUCCAAUAGAGAUUAAGAGCCAGAAUUCAGGCACACGCAUGGACCCCAAGAUCUGCCCCGGCGACCCCAACUUCAUUGGCUUCAUCAAUAACAAUGACAUUUGGGUGACAAGUAUUGAGACCGGAGAAGAGAGGAGGCUCACCUUCUGCCAUAAAGGUAUUGAUAACCCAAAAGAGGAUACCAGAUCUGCUGGUGUAGCUACCUUUGUCACCCAGGAAGAAUUUGAUCGCUUCACUGGAUACUGGUGGUGUCCAGCUGCUCGUGAAGAGCCAGACGGUGGUAAGACUCUGCAGAUUCUGUACGAGGAGGUGGAUGAGUCCGAGGUGGAGAUCAUCCACGUCCCAUCUCCAGCUCUGGAGGAACGAAAGACAGAUGUCUACAGAUAUCCACGCGCAGGCAGCAAGAAUCCUGAUAUCACUCUCAAAAUAGCAGAAAUCAGAACAGACAAUCUUGGCAAAAUUGUCAGCACACAAGAAAAGGAGCUGCCUGUGCCAUUUACCAGCCUGUUUCCCACCGCUGAGUACAUCACCAGAGCCGGAUGGACAAAAGAUGGUCGAUAUGCAUGGGUGGUCAUGAUGGACCGGCGGCAGCAGAAUCUGCAGUUAGUCCUGCUGCCUCCUGCACUCUUCAUUCCUGCACAUCAAGACGAAGCCAGCAGACAGGAGAGCCUGGAGGCCCUCGGAGACACAGUCCAGCCCUUCAUCAUCUAUCAAGAGACCAGCGAUAUCUGGAUCAAUGUCCACGACAUCUUCCAUCCUUUCAUCCAGACCAGUGAUGAUGAGAUCACCUUCAUCACAGUGAAUGAGUCCAAAACAGGCUUCUGCCACCUGUAUAAGAUCACCUCGGUGUUACAGAGGGGCAGCUAUCACUGGGCCAAAGGCUUCACACACUCUGAAGAUGAUUUCAAGUGUCCGGUCAAAGAGGAGGUGACGGUGACCAGUGGGGAGUGGGAGGUGCUGGCCAAUCAUGGUGCAAAGCGUUCAUCUAGUCCUCAGAUUUGGGUGGAUGAAGCAGCAAAACUGGUUUACUUCCAGGGAACCAAAGACUCUCCUCUGGAGCACCACCUUUACGUCGUGAGCUACGACUCACCAGGUGAAAUCGUCAGACUCACCAAACCUGGCUUCUCCCACAGCUGCUCUGUGAGCCAGACGUUUGAUCUGUUCGUUAGCCAUUACAGCAGCUUGACCUGCCCACCUUGUGUUCACAUCUACAAGCUGAGCGACUCAGACGGCGACCCGCUGCACAAGGAGCCUCAGUUCUGGGCGAGCAUGAUGGAAGCUUCUGGUUUCCCUUUUGACUCCACACCUCCAGAGAUCUUUAGCUUCACAGGGAAGUCAGGCUUUGAGCUGUAUGGCAUGUUGUACAAACCACACAACCUGGUCCCGGGCAGGAAGCAUCCCACUGUCGUCUUUGUUUAUGGCGGUCCUCAGGUGCAGUUAGUGAAUAACUCCUACAAAGGAGUGAAGUACCUGCGGUUGAGCACACUGGCGUGUCUGGGCUACGCUGUGCUGGUUAUUGAUGGUCGGGGCUCGUGUCAGCGAGGACUCAAGUUUGAAGGAGCUGUGAAGGACAAAAUGGGUGAGGUGGAGAUUGACGACCAGGUGGAGGGUUUGCACUAUGUAGCUGACAAAUACAAGUUUGUGGACCUGAGUCGUGUUGCCAUCCACGGCUGGUCGUACGGAGGCUUCCUCUCCCUCAUGGGCCUCAUACACAAGCCAGACAUCUUUAAGGUCGCCAUUGCAGGAGCUCCGGUGACGCUGUGGAUGGCCUAUGACACCGGUUACACAGAGCGAUAUUUGGACACACCUGAGAAGAACCAUAAGGGAUACGAAGCCUGUUCUGUCGCCCUGCAUGUCGACAAACUGCCCAAUGAGCCCAACAGACUGCUGAUCCUGCAUGGAUUUCUAGAUGAGAAUGUGCACUUUUUCCACACCAACUUCCUGGUGUCUCAACUCAUCCGAGCAGGGAAGCCGUACAGCCUGCAGGUUUAUCCCAACGAGCGCCACAGCAUCAGGUGUCCUGAGUCUGGAGAGCAUUAUGAGAUCACGCUGUUGCACUUCCUCCAGCAGAACCUCUGAUAAGCCUUUUUACACACUGACCUUCCCUCCUCGCUUCCUACCCUCCUCUCCUGUUUUACAUUCCUCCAUUCAUCCAAAGCUGCAUCACCUCUUGCUUCAUUCCAUUUCAAAAUCUGUUGAAUGCAAAUGAUGCCAAACCUCACCUCAAGAGCUGUUUGUCAGUCUUAACGGUGCUGCAGCAUUUGAGCAUUAAUAGUUCAUUACAAGACUGAACUGUGAGUAUAGCUAGCAUGAACAGCACCAUCACCGAGCAGACCUCAUGUAGCAUUUUAAGCUGCGUUUGACAGUCAAGGGAAAAUUGAUGAACUGCUUGAAGCCCUACAACCAUCGGGGGGCGCUGUUCACCCAGAACACACAGGCCCGGAGCUUUCUGAGUUUGUAGUGAUGCUAGAAAGUAAAAGAAGUAAAUAAAUGUCAGAGUGACAGAAAUGAUUAUUGAAGUUUAAAAUGCUGCUUGUUGCACCAUUAACAGACCAGAGUCAUCAGCAAUGCAAAAAGUACAGACAUGGGCCUGCUGGCCCAGUUUUUAAGAGCAGUUUCUCUCUUUUCUUUCUGGUGCCAUUCCUUCUUUCUCUCUGUGAGUAAACACUGGUGUGAAAUUAGUCAAUGGAAAGCUCGAUAAGAGCAAACAAGCAACGCUUAUCUCCCUUCGUCAUGUACUUUGUGGUCUUUGUUUGCAUUGAGAUUUGUCUCCUAUGUGCUGUCAUAGAAUACUUUUUAUGUGGUUUGCCAAACGUUGGCAGAUAUAGAAGAAAAAAAAAAAACAUGCUGAGUUUUUAUUGCGUAUUAUUAAGAAAUGACUUUUAUAGAUUCUUAUGCAUUCAUAAAUGGUGGAAAUAUGUAGCGACCCGUCGCUGUUUCACUCAGUCGCUUGCUUUAACUUUGUGGGAAACUUCUUUUUCUUCUGCUGCUGAGGACUUUUGCACAGUACAUGUUUGCCUUGGUGCCAACAAACUGACCUAUACGAUGUUUGACAAACUGUUGGCAGUCUGAGGUGCCUUGCAAGAGUUUAAGAGCACCUGCUCACAUAGUAUAUAAAUAUAUAUUUCAGGGAAUCUGUCGGAGGACCUACGACAAUAAAAACAAUAAAAUGCCUCAUUACUGAAGUGUCUGAACAUCUGUAAGAUGAGCUGUGAUGAUCUGUACAUGCUUCAAUGUACUCUCAGAUAUUAAAGAAAUAAACAGAAGUGAACAAUCUUUUUCAAA
Molecule: messenger RNA, 4087 nt
Organism: Stegastes partitus (bicolor damselfish)
Lineage: Eukaryota; Metazoa; Chordata; Actinopteri; Pomacentridae
Product: dipeptidyl peptidase 9-like
Exons: 21
Coding region: 203-2881 (892 amino acids)
Biological process (GO): proteolysis
Molecular function (GO): dipeptidyl-peptidase activity; serine-type peptidase activity
Source: RefSeq, a predicted model, not a curated record